This is a messenger RNA of Leishmania mexicana MHOM/GT/2001/U1103, 396 nucleotides long. Its product is annotated as putative kinetoplast DNA-associated protein. The record is from RefSeq and is a predicted model, not a curated record. The transcript has a single exon. Lineage: Eukaryota; Euglenozoa; Kinetoplastea; Trypanosomatida; Trypanosomatidae. Bases 1 to 396 code for a protein of 131 amino acids.
AUGCUGCGCCGCAGCUUCACGCUUCGUCGGGUGAGCCCCUUCUCACUCUUCCAGAAGCACCUGGGCGAGACUGGCGUACUUAAGGGCAUGAAGAACCCUGCAAAGAAGUCGGCACAGCUGUACCAUAAGCUCUCUACGCCGGAGCGGAAGAUUUUCGAGGCGCGCGCGCGUGGUGUGACGUACCCUGCCCUCGACGCGUACAACCGCUUCCAGAAGGAGUACGCGUCCCGCUUCCUGCACCUGCCCAUGAAGCAGCGCCAGCGCAAGGUGGCCCAGCUGUGGGCGGAGUUGAAGAAGAACGGCACGGUGAAGAUCCCCAAGAGCGCCAAGCGCAAGAUCAAGAAGGUGGCAAAGAAGACGACGCCAAGGCGGUCGGUGCCGAAGACGGCCAAGUAG